CUUUGAAGGCUUAGCUGUGGCUGCUGAGGUCAUUGCACUGGGAAAAAAAAUAGACUGACUCCCUCCACUACACCGCCUCCAUUUUGAAUAGCCAUGUAAUAGGGGAUUCGCAUAGUUUUUGUGUGUAUCGCCCACUGCGCCGCGUAGUGUCAACAAGCCACAUCCAAACAUCCUUCGACAUGGACGACCUGUUCAGUCCGCGGAGGAGCCUGAACAGCACUCAGGGCGAGAUAAGAGUGGGACCAAGUCAUCAGGCCAAACUUCCAGAGUUGCAGCCGCGGCCUGGUAUUGGUUUACAGACUCAGACAGAGAGUGAGGAGCUGAUGUGGACGCCUGGGGUCAAUGACUGUGACCUUCUCAUGUACCUCAGAGCUGCCAGGAGCAUGGCGGCAUUUGCUGGGAUGUGUGAUGGUGGAUCCACGGAGGACGGAUGUCUGGCGGCCUCCCGUGAUGAUACCACUCUCAACGCGCUCAACAUGCUACAUGCAAGUCAUUAUGAUGCAGCCAAAGCUCUCCAGCGUCUGGUGAAGAAGCCUCUACCGAAGCUUAUUGAGAAAUGCUGGUCGGAGGAUGAUGUGAAACGCUUCAUCAAAGGCCUGAGACAGUACGGAAAGAAUUUCUUCCGCAUCCGGAAAGAAUUUCUGCCCAGCAAAAAGACAGGAGAGCUGAUCACUUUCUAUUACCACUGGAAGAAAACUCCUGAGGCUGCAGGAACGAGAGCUUAUCGACAGCAGCGCCGACAGCCGUCCUCUCGCAAAGCAAAAACUCGCUCUGCGGCAGUUCCUGUUACCCCAUCGCGAAAUUAUUCAGUGGAUGUGAGUUCUGCCAGUGAGGAUGACCUUGAUAGUGAAGACAGCGAACAGGAAGUCAAGAGCUGUGGCCACUGUGGUACAACAACUUCUAAGGAUUGGCAUCAGGGGCGAAGAGACAACCCACUGCUCUGCACGUCUUGUCGCACAUAUGAAAACAAACAUGGAUGUCUUCCGCCAGCUCCAAAAUCUGCAGGCGCUCCAUUCAUGUUCAAACCUGUCAAAGAGGAAGAGGAGGUGAACAGCAAGCAUGGCAUGAGGACGCGGCGGAGCAGAGCACCUCAGCUUUCAUCUUUAAGAAGUGGCCACAGGAGGCUGACGGGCUCGCCCACCAGCGAGGAUCAGCAGUCCAGCAGCCAGCCCUCCCUGAGCGGAGCAACUUCUAAUUCUUUGAGAUCGUCUUCCACAGAUAACAAGAAUGAAUCCAGCAAGAAGACGAACAAGAAGAUAAAAGAGGAAGUGAUGUCACCAAAGACAACAAAGCGUGUACGGGAGAUUCCCGCUCAGGAGCCCGACGAACCUGAAAAAGUUACACCGAAAAGGCCGAAGACACGGGAUCCACGGGGUUCGCGGUCGGAGGGAGAGGCCGAGGUAGAGGAGGAAAGCUCCUCAGAAAGCCGCAGCGCUCAGGACGACGGCAGCAGUGACACCAAAGACAUCGAUCAGGACAACCGGAGCUCCUCUCCCAGUAUUCCUAGCCCGCAACAAGGCAACGAGAGCGACUCUGACUCAUCUGCCCAGCCAAACGGCGUCCCAUCAGAGCCAGUUGCUCCUGCUGCUGUGCUGGCUGACACACCAGUCACACAGGCUCUCCCCUCUCAGGGUCCUACCAUCACUCCUCAGCCAACGCAAAGCACUCCCCCUGCUGAUUCUGCUCAGAGCCCCCCUCCUCCUUCUCCAGACCCCCCUCAGCCAGCCGCCGGGCAGUCAGCUGCCACAGAGGGUCCGAACAUCCGACCACAGCCCGCCUCUCACUCUCUGUCUGGUCCACCUCCUCUUCCAUCAGCACCGGGUCAGGACUCUCCUCUUUCUCCAGCGUUUCAGGUCCCGCCUGCUCUCAACUCUGCACAGCCUCUGCAACCUCGUGGCCCGUCACCUCAGGCCCCCCAGCGACCCCCGCCCUUCUUCAGGGAGUCUCAGCUCCCCCAGUCUCCCCAGUCUGGCCCACAUAUCAAGCCUCCUCCCACCACUCCCAUUCCACCUUCACACAAACAGAUGCCACACCAUUCUGCUCCACCUUUCCCUCAGAUGCCCUCCAAUCUUCCCCCUCCCCCUGCUCUAAAGCCGCUCAACGCUCUGCCAAACCAGCAUCCCCCUGGUGCCCCCCCUCCCCCUCUUCAGCUCAUGCCGCAGCCUUUGCCAAUGCAGUCCAUUCCCACCCAACUUUUUUCUGUGUUUAAAAAAAAACUGCAUAUGCAGGCUAAUUUUGGUCACCCACCUCCUGCUGCAGCUUCACACUCUCUCACCUCCGCACCAGCUUCUGCCAUUGGCCCUGUCCCGAGCCUCCAGCCGUCAUUCCCGACUCUUCCUCUGAGACCCUCGCCGAGCUCCACAGCAGGAGGAUCACAAGUUCAGAUAAAAGAAGAGCCAGUGGAUGAGAUUGAAGAGCCUGAGAGCCCACCGUCUCCGCCUAGGAGCCCCUCGCCAGAACCCACCAUCAUCAACAUGGCGAGCCAUGCCAGCCAGUCUGCGAGGUUUAUCAAACACUUGGAUCGUGGUUACAACUCCUGUGCCAGAACAGACCUGUUCUUCACGCCGCUUUCGUCCUCCAAACUGGCCAAGAAAAGAGAGGAGGCCGUGGAGAAGUCCAGGAGAGAAGCUGAGCUCAGUGCUCGACAAGAGCGCGAAAGAGAGAAAGACAGAGAGAGAGAGAGAGAAAGGGAGGCCGACAGAAAUGCGAGAGCCUCCAGCUCCUCCCACGACAGUCGUAUGAGUGAUGCACAGAUGACGGUUCAGGUUCACGGACGUCCCUCUUUUGAGCAGCCGCCCACCACUGUGGCCGCUGUGCCCCCCUACAUUGGUCCUGAUACUCCUGCUCUCCGCACCCUGAGCGAAUACGCCCGACCACAUGUCAUGUCCCCCACCAACCGCAACCAUCCUUUCUACGUGUCACUGAGCCCGGGCGACCCCCUGCUGGCCUACCACAUGCCUGGCCUGUAUAGUGCUGAGCCCAGCCUCAGAGAGCGCGAGCUGAGGAACCUCCGCGAGAGGGAGCUCCGCGAGAGGAUGAAGCCCGGCUUUGAGGUCAAGCCCCCAGACAUGGAAACUCUACACCCCUCAGCCAACCCCAUGGAGCAUUUUGCCAGACACGGGGCCAUCGGUCUUCCCCAUAUACCGGGGCCUCCGCACCACUUUGCACCUUUCCAUCCCGGGCUGAACCACCUGGAGCGGGAGAGGAUGGCGCUGGCAGGACCUCAGCUGCGCCCAGAGCUGAGCUACGCAGAGCGGCUCACUGCAGAGCGGCUCCACGCAGAGAGGAUGGCGUCUGUGGCGACCGACCCUGCUGCCAGGCUGCAGAUGCUCAAUGUGACGCCGCAUCAUCACCAGCACUCACACAUUCACUCCCACCUCCACCUGCACCAACAGGAUCCCCUCGGCCAAGGUUCAAGCCCUCAUCCUCUUGUGGACCCCAUGGCAACAGGACCACGUCUGGCUCGGUUCCCCUUUCCUGGCGGUCCGAUCCCCAAUGCUUUACUCAGCGAUCUUCCUCAUGAUCAUGAGAUGCUGCGCCACCCACUGUUUGGAGCUGCAUAUCCACGAGAGCUGCAGGGCCCGAUUCCUCAGAUGUCCGCUGCUCACCAGCUCCAGGCCAUGCACGCUCAGUCUGCAGAGCUGCAGAGGAUGGCGAUGGAGCAGCAGUGGCUGCAUGGGCAUCACCUGCAUGGAGGCCCUCUGCCGAGUCAGGAGGAUUAUUACAGCCGUCUGAAGAAAGAAGGUGACAAGCCAUCUUGAGUGCCAGGUGGUGCAUGCCCUGAAACCCGACACUCGUACCCAAAUAGAAUACUGUGUACUUUUAAGACUGUAAGAGAAUAUGUGUGUCGAUUUUUUGGGGUUUUGUUUUAAUAUAUUUUAGAAAAAUCUUUGUGGAUCUUUAUGUGCAUUCCUUGUUCAGCACUUACUGGGACUGUCAAAGUCCGUCUGAGUUUUUCAUAUCACUUAAGACUUUAUACUAGUUUUAUUAUCAAAAUAACGAUCCAGUCUCACCCGUUUGCUUGAGAUUUAAAGUGACAGAUUUUCUCUAACAUAAUGUAGGAUUGUUUCAUGAAUUUGCUAAAACACAGCUCUUUUAAAGGAUAUGAAAACAGACUGACUUUGGUGUUGAGUUUAAAUAUCUAUGAUUUCUAAAUCGUUUCCUUGUACAGAAUGACAUUUAAAUCAGUGUUUGAAUGAUUGUAACGACCUAGCAUGACUCAGCCUUCAUUUUUCACCAAACUAGAGUAGCAAGUUGCAUUGUGGUGUUUAGACUUUGAAAUAUUAAUAACAGUAAUAAGCAUAGUAGAGGUUGGUUUUACUCUUAAAUCUGCUAAAUAUUUGUCUAAAUCCUAAAGUUUUAUAUAUCAAGAUAUCUUUUCACAGUAUAACCGAAGCUUUUAUUCGCUCAUUUUUUGAGACUGUAAAUAUUACAUGUUCACAAUAUUCUAUAAGAAUGAGUACUAUUGAUAUAGCAGUAGAAGUGAACACUUGACCCUUGAUUCAGCACGAUAGCAGUAAAUCAUAAGCUAAAACAGUAUAUAGUAUUAUAAGGCGAAAUAAUUAUUAAUUGGACCAUGAUCUGUCACUGCGGACAGAACGCUUUACUAGAAUGAUGUAUUAACAUUGUUUUGAGGAGAUUGACUAAAUUGGAGAGAAAUUAAAUCUUGAACAUUUUAAUUGAAUAUUUGAAAGAACUGCCUCUAAAUUCAAUAUUUAUGUGACAUAACAUGAAAGUGUAUCCAUUGCAUAUUUAUUUCAAUAAAUAUUUCUGCAAUGACACCUU
Molecule: messenger RNA, 4785 nt
Organism: Plectropomus leopardus (leopard coralgrouper)
Lineage: Eukaryota; Metazoa; Chordata; Actinopteri; Perciformes; Serranidae
Gene: rereb
Product: arginine-glutamic acid dipeptide (RE) repeats b
Biological process (GO): regulation of DNA-templated transcription
Cellular component (GO): nucleus
Molecular function (GO): sequence-specific DNA binding; zinc ion binding; transcription corepressor activity
Source: RefSeq, a predicted model, not a curated record